Messenger RNA from Anthostomella pinea, 756 nucleotides. The record is from the annotation of a GenBank genome assembly. Lineage: Eukaryota; Fungi; Ascomycota; Sordariomycetes; Xylariales; Xylariaceae.
AUGGCUCGUGAGAACACGCAUCACUCGUCUAAAGCCCAACGUGGACAUCGCCACAAACCGAAGCAGCGCGAAGAAAGGCUCAAGGACAGCCCGAAGAAGCCGGACGUAGCAGCUAAGGGUGACAUCAACGAGAAAGCUCGAACUGCGACCUCGGCGUGGUCCAAUUCGGUGCCCGAUCCCGAGAGCGGGCGCUUCAACUAUCAAGCGCGACAGACGCCUGAUGGACGAUGGCAGUGGACGAUCUCGGGUCUGAGCUCGGGUACGCAUUCGCAGUACUUUGAUCUUGGGACCUCCAUGCCCAUGGUCUAUACAAAAGUUGGGACGACGACACCCUGCAUAGCAGACAACAGCGCGGAGUACCCCUUGCAGAGCCAGCAACCAUAUCAGCAGCCCAAUCAGAUAUCCCCCCAAGAUAGCGGGAGUACUCUCCAGAGCGCUAUAGCUCCCCACGUUGAAAUCGCGAAACCCGCCAUAAAGUUACCCAUCCCGGCUGAGGGAAAAGUUGGUCAAACGGCGGCAGCCGCGGAAAAAAAGCACGCAGCGAAGAAGAACGGUCCUGAGACUACAGGCAGAAGACAAGAUGAAAGGAGACAUGAAAGGAGACAUGGUAGUCAUAGCGGGAAGCAUCGUCGGGACAGAGACCCUGGGCAUGUGCACGGCAAAAAGGAGCAUGCCGGUCGAAAGAAACACGAUAGGGUCGACGCGAAGGGUAAGGUGUCGCAAUGGUUGCACCAGCCUUCUUACGAUGAUCAGUGA